GAUGACCAGAGACUGCGGACAUAGUACAGGAGAUGAACAGAGACUGCGGACAUAGUACAGGAGAUGACCAGAGACUGCGGACAUAGUACAGGAGAUGACCAGAGACUGCAGACAUAGAACAGGAGAUGACCAGAGACUGCGGACACAGUACAGGAGAUGAACAGAGACUGCGGACACAGUACAGGAGAUGACCAGAGACUGCAAACAGUACAGGAGAUGACCAGAGACUGCAGACACAGUACAGGAGAUGACCAGAGACUGCAGACAGUACAGGAGAUGACCAGAGACUGCGGACACAGUACAGGAGAUGACCAGAGACUGCAGACAUAGUACCGGAGAUGACCAGAGACUGCAGACAUAGUACAGAAGAUGACCAGAGACUGCGGACACAGUACAGGAGAUGACCAGAGACUGCGGACAUAAUACAG
Messenger RNA from Staurois parvus, 428 nucleotides. NCBI's taxonomy places the organism in Eukaryota, Metazoa, Chordata, Amphibia, Anura, Ranidae. The record is from the annotation of a GenBank genome assembly.